Molecule: messenger RNA, 9638 nt
Organism: Loxodonta africana (African savanna elephant)
Lineage: Eukaryota; Metazoa; Chordata; Mammalia; Proboscidea; Elephantidae
Gene: FCGBP
Product: Fc gamma binding protein
Exons: 20
Coding region: 1-9363 (3120 amino acids)
Molecular function (GO): protein binding
Source: RefSeq, a predicted model, not a curated record
AUGGGUUCCCUGUGGAGCUGGUGGAUGCUGUGGGCCGGAGCAACCCUUCUGUGGGGGCUGACCCAGGAGGCCUCGGUGGGCCCCAGGACCACCGGGGGAGAGGAAUUCCUCACGGCCUUCCUGCAGAACUACCACCCAGGGUACAGCACAGCCAGCCUGCGCCUUCUCAUCACCAGUCUGUCAGAGAGCCCUGCCUCAGUCUCCAUCCUCAGUCGGACAGACAACACCUUGCAGAAUGUCACCGUGAAGCCCGGACAGUCAGUCGUGGUCAACAUCACCUCCAAGGCUGAGAUGGCCGGCAGUAACAUCUUCCAGCGUGCAGUGGUGGUCCACUCGGACCGCAACAUCUCUGUGCAGGCUGUGAACGAGAAGCCCAACACGGCAGAUGUGACGCUGCUGUGGCCUGUCCACACCCUGGGCACCACUUACUUUGUGUUCACGCCCCCCGGCCCCUCAGCCUCGAAUCUCAAGGAGUUUGCUGUGGUGGCUGGGGCUGCGGGCGCCUUGGUCAGUAUCCACCUGAAGGGGAUAGUGACAUUCCAGGGAAGGGUCUACCCUUCCGGUAGUGUCCUGAAUGUGACUCUGCAGCCCUUUGCUGUGGCCCAGCUACAGAGCACAGCUGAUCUCUCGGGGUCCAAAGUCACAGCCAGUAGCCCCGUGGCUGUCCUCGCUGGCCACAGCUGUGCCCAGAAACACACAAGCUGUGACCACGUGGUACAGCAGCUGCUACCCACAUCUUCCUGGGGCACCCGCUAUGUGGUGCCCUCUCUGGCUUCUCAGGCCCGCUAUGAUCUGGCCUACGUUGUGGCCAGUCAGGCCACAAAGCUGACCUACAACCAUGGGGGUGCCACUGGUUCCCGCAGGCUCCAGUCAGGUGACGUGGUGGGGUUUGAGAUCCGGCCAUCCCAUCCACUCUACCUGUCUGCAGACGUGGGCAUCCAGGUCCUGCUGUUUGGCACUGGUGCCAUGAAGGACAGAGUGACCUAUGACCCCUACUUGGUCCUGAUCCCAGACGUGGCAGCCUACUGCCCUGCCUACGUGGUCAACAGCUUGCCAGGCAUUGAGAAUUUGGCCAUGGUGGUGGCACCAACAAAGGCUGUUGAGGGGCUGACCAUAGACGGGCAGGUGCUGGGGACCAAGGUCACCUGGACAGCUGUGCCAGGCAGUGAGUUCUCAUAUGCUGAGGUGGACCUCGGUACUGCUGACAAGACCCACACGGCUGAGGCUGCCACUGACUUCGGUCUGCUCACCUUCGGGCUGGCCCAGGCUCUGGGCUUCGGGACGGCAGCUGCCUGUGGCCACACCCUGCUCUCUGCAGAGAAGCCCUCCUGCGAAGGCGUCAAGUGCGGGUCCGGGCAGCACUGCCAGGUGGUGGGCGGCAAGGCCAAGUGCGUGGCGCAGCCCACGGCCACGUGCCGCGCCCAGGGUGACCCCCAUUACACCACCUUCGAUGGCCGUCGCUACGACAUGAUGGGCACAUGCACGUACACGAUGGCGGAGCUGUGCAGCACGGACGAGAGCCUGCCGGCCUUCAGCGUGGAGGCCAAGAACCAGCAUCGCGGCAACCCCCGGGUCUCCUACGUGGGCUUUGUCACCGUGCGCGCCUACAGCCACUCCGUGGCGCUGGCCCGCGGGGAGGUCGGCUUCGCCCGGAUCGACCACCAGCGCUCACGCCUGCCAGUCUCCCUCAGCGACGGUCGCCUGCGUGUGUACCAGAGCGGGAGGCGGGCCGUGGUGGAGCUGGACUUUGGUCUCGUGGUCAACUAUGACUGGGACUGCCAGCUGGCCCUGAGCCUGCCCACGCGCUUCCAAGACCAGGUGUGCGGGCUGUGUGGCAACUAUAACGGUGACCCCGCUGAUGACUUCCUCACACCUGACUGGGAUCAGGCGCCUAACGCCGUGGAGUUCGCCCAGAGCUGGAAGCUGGAUGAUGGGGACUACCUGUGCCAGGACGGCUGUCAGAGCAACUGUCCCACCUGCACCCAGGGCCAGGCUCAGCACUAUGAGGGUGACCGUCUCUGUGGCAUGCUGACCCUGUCCAACGGCCCCUUUGCCAACUGCCAUACUAGUCUGGACCCCCAGACCUUCCUGAAGGAGUGUGUGUAUGACCUGUGUGUGGUCGGCGGGGACCGGCCCAGCCUGUGCCGUGGCCUCAGCGCCUACGCCCAGGCCUGCCUGGAGCUUGGCAUCUCUGUCGGGGACUGGAGGUCACCAGCCAAUUGCCCCCUGCCCUGUCCGGCCAACAGCCGCUAUGAGCUCUGUGGCCCAGCCUGCCCGGCCACCUGCAACUCCGCAGCGGCGCCGGCCAACUGCUCCGCGCGCCAGUGCGUCGAGGGCUGCGUGUGCCUCCCGGGCUUCGUGGCCAGCGGGGACGCCUGCGUGCUGGCUUCGGACUGCGGCUGCACCUUCGAGGGCCGCCCGCUCGCGCCCGGCCAGGCAGUGUGGGGCGACGACCGGUGCCAGCGGCGCUGCACCUGCGACGGCGCCACCCAGAAGGUGCGCUGCAGCGACACGCAGGGCUGCCCGGCGGGCGAGCGCUGCCGCGUCCAGGACGGCCUCCUGGGUUGCUACCCCGACAGCUUCGGAACCUGCCAGGGGUCCGGAGACCCGCACUACGUGAGCUUUGAUGGACGACGCUUCGACUUCAUGGGUACCUGCACUUACCUGCUGGCCGGCUCCUGCGGCCAGAACGCCGCGUUGCCCGACUUCCGGGUGCUGGUGGAGAACGAGCAUCGAGGCAGCCAGACUGUGAGCUACACGCGCGCCGUGCGCGUGGAGGCCUACGGGGUGGUGGUGGCAGUGCGCCGAGAGUACCCUGGGCAAGUGCUGGUGGACAGUGUCCUUAAGUACCUGCCCUUCCAAGCGGCAGAUGGACAGAUUCAGACAUUCCGCCAAGGCAAUAACGCCGUUAUACGCACGGACUUUGGCCUGACUGUCACCUAUGAUUGGAACAGCCGUGUGACAGCCAAGGUGCCCGGCAGCUAUGCUUCGGCCCUCUGUGGGCUCUGUGGCAACUUCAACGGGGACCCAAGCGACGACCUGGCUCUGCGGGGUGGGGGCCAGGCUGCCAAUGCCCUGGCCUUCGGGAAUAGCUGGCAGGAAGAGACAAGGCCAGGCUGUGCGGCAACUGAACCGGGUGACUGUCCCAAGCUGGACUCACUGGUGGCCCAGCAGCUGCAGGGCAAGAAGGAGUGUGGCAUCAUUGCUGACCCUGAGGGGCCCUUCCGGGAGUGCCAUAACACACUGGACCCCCAGGGUGCUGUGCGUGACUGCGUCUACGAUCGCUGCCUGCUGCCAGGCCAAUCUGGGCCACUGUGUGAAGCACUGGCUGCAUACGCUGCUGAGUGCCAGGCCGCUGGGGCCACCGUGCACCCCUGGAGGAGUGAGAAGCUCUGCCCACCCAGCUGCCCACCCAACAGCCACUACGAGGCCUGUUCCCAGGGUUGCCCACUAUCCUGCGGAGACAUCCCGGUGCCCAGGGGCUGUGGCUCGGACUGCGUCGAGAGCUGCGUGUGUGACGAGGGCUUCGUGCUCAGUGGCGAGUCCUGCGUGCCCCUGGCCUCCUGUGGUUGCGUGCACCAGGGCGCCUACUACCCACCAGGCCAGACCUUCUACCCUGGCCCGGGCUGCGAGUCCCUCUGCCAGUGCCAGGAGGGCGGCCUGGUGUCAUGUGAGCCCUCCUCCUGUGGCCCACAUGAGGCCUGCAAGCCGUCUGGUGGCAUCCUGGGCUGUGUGGCUGUGGGCUCAGCCACCUGCCAGGCAUCAGGAGACCCCCACUACACCACCUUCGACGGCCGCCGCUUCGACUUCAUGGGCACUUGUGUGUACGUGCUGGCUCAGACCUGUGGGGCCCGGCCUGGCCUGGGCCAGUUUACUGUCCUGCAGGAAAAUGUGGCCUGGGGCAAUGGGAAAGUCAGCGUGACCAAGGCAGUCACUGUCCAGGUGGCUAACUUGACCGUGCGGCUGGAGCAGAAUCAGUGGAAGGCCAAGGUGAGAGCAGGGCAGAGAGCCGGGGGAGAGGUCCUGGGACGGAGGGUGCUGUGGUGGGGUGUGGGCAGCAGUGCCCCUGGGGGCAGAGGGCACAGAGCUCAGAGUGUGGGAGGCAAGGGAUCUUCCAGGAGAGGGGGUGCCGGGCAGACCCUGGCCGGAGUGGGGAGCCAAGGAGGGAAAAGGCCUCAGGGCCUGGGCCUGCCCCCAAGUGGCUCAGUCUCCCCUCUCUCUGCCCCUCGGGCUUUCUUUUCUCUCUCUCCACCCUCUUUACCACCUGGGUCCCUGCCUCUGCCUGCGCCCUGGUCUCCCAGCCAGUGGCAGCGCAUGGUGGAUGGCGUGGACAUGAAGCUGCCCGUGGAGCUGGCCGAGGGCCGGGUCCGAGUCUACAAGCACGGCUCGGACGCGGUGAUUGAGACUGACUUCGGCCUGCGUGUGGCCUAUAACCUCCAGUACUACGUGCGGGUCACCAUCCCAGGCAACUACCACCAGCAGCUGUGUGGCCUGUGCGGGAACUACAAUGGGGACCCCAAGGAUGACUUCCAGAAGCCCGACGGCUUGCAGGCGGGCAACCCCAAAGAGUUCGGCAACUCCUGGGAGGAGCUGGCGCCCGGCUCCCCGUGCCUGCCCCCCUGCCAGCCGGGCGGGGACUGCGACACCACCGAGGAGUGCGCCCCCGAGCUGCAGAAGAAGUACCAGCAGGAGCAGCUCUGCGGGUUCCUCGCCAGCCCCAAGGGGCCGCUGGCCGCCUGCCACCAGCUGCUGGAGCCCCAGGGCCCCCUGGAGGAGUGCGUCUUUGACCUCUGCCUGGGCGGCGGGAACGACACCAUCCUCUGCAGCAACAUCCAAGCCUACGUGAGCGCCUGCCAGGCUGCGGGAGGCCACGUCGAGCCCUGGAGGACCGAGACUUUCUGUCCAAUGGUGUGCCCCCCUCAUAGCCACUACGAGAUCUGCGCGGACACCUGCUCCCUCGGCUGCUCAGCCCUCAGUGCCCCUUCACAGUGCCCAGAUCUGUGUGCCGAGGGCUGCCAGUGUGACCCCGGCUUCCUCUCUGACGGCCAAGCUUGUGUACCCAUCCAGGACUGUGGCUGCUACCACAACGGUGUCUACUACGAUCCAAAUCAGACGGUACUCAUUGACAACUGCCAGCAGCAGUGCGUUUGCCACGUGGGUGAAGGUCUGGUGUGCCAGGAGCACACCUGUAAGCCCCCGGCGGUGUGCCAGCCCGAGGGAGGUGUCCUGAGCUGCGUCAACAAAGCUGGGCAGUUCCUCAAGAUUCUGUCCCCUCUGCCCCCAGACCCAUGCCAUGGCGUGACGUGUCGGCCACAGGAGACGUGCCAGGAGCAGGGUGGCCAGGGCGUGUGCGUGCCCAACUAUGAAGUCACAUGCUGGCUGUGGGGCGACCCACACUACCACUCCUUCGACGGCCGGAACUUCGACUUCCAGGGCACCUGCAGCUAUGUGCUGGCAGCAACUGACUGCCCGGGGGUCGAUGCCAAGGGUCUGACACCCUUCAGUGUCAUCACAAAGAAUGAAAACCGGGGCAACCCCGCUGUGUCCUAUGUGAGGCUCGUCACCGUGACUGCCCUUGGCGUGAACAUCUCCAUCCACAAAGGCGAGAUCGGCAAAGUGCGGGUGAACGGUGUGCUGACAGCAUUGCCUGUCUCGGUGGCUGGCGGGCGGCUGGCAGUGACCCAUGGUGCAUCGAAGGCAGUGCUGACGGCAGACUUCGGGCUGCGGGUCACUUAUGACUGGGACUGGCGGGUGGAGGUGACGCUGCCCAGCAGCUAUUACAGCACGGUGUGUGGGCUCUGUGGGAACAUGGACGGCAACCCCAGCAAUGACCAAGCCUACCCCAAUGGCACACUGGCUCCCUCCAUCCCUGUCUGGGGCGGCAGCUGGCGAGCCCCAGGCUGGGACCCACUGUGUUGGGACGAAUGUCGAGGGUCCUGCCCAACGUGUCCCGAGGACCGGCUGGAGGAGUACGGGGGCCCCAACUUCUGUGGACCCCUGGCCCCUGGCACAGGGGGCCCCUUCGCCACCUGCCAUGCCCACGUGUCACCUGAUAGCUUUUUCAAGGGCUGCGUCCUGGACGUCUGCCUGGGCGGUGGGGCCCAUGACAUACUUUGCCAGGCACUGGCCGCCUAUGCCACAGCCUGCCAGGCCGCCAACAUCACCAUCAAGGACUGGCGAGAGCAGGCCGGUUGCAACAUCCCCUGCCCUGACAACAGCCACUACGAGCUCUGUGGCCCACCCUGCCCAGCCAGCUGCCCAUCUCCCGCACCCCUCAAGACCUCAGACCCAUGUUCGGGCCCCUGCACUGAGGGCUGCCAGUGUGACGAGGGCUAUGUGUUGAGUGUUGACCACUGUGUCCCCCUGGAUGGAGGCUGCGGCUGCUGGGCCAACAGCACCUACCACGAAGCAGGCAGCGAGUUUUGGGCUGAUGGCACCUGCUCCCAGCGGUGCCGCUGUGGGCCUGGCGGUGGCUCUGUGGUCUGCAUACCUGCCAGCUGUGGGCUGGGUGAACAGUGUACCCUCCUGCCCUCAGGCCAGCAUGGCUGCCAGCCCGUCAGCACAGCUGAGUGCCAGGCUUGGGGCGAUCCCCACUAUAUCACCCUGGAUGGGAAGCGAUACGACUUUCAGGGAGCCUGCGAGUACUUGCUGAGCGCGCCCUGCCAGGCACCGCCCAAGGGGACUGAGAACUUCACCGUCACCGUAGUCAAUGAGCACCGGGGCAGCCAGGCUGUCAGCUACACCCGCAGUGUCACCCUGCACAUCUACAACCACAGCCUGACCCUCAGUGCCCAGUGGCCCCGGCAGCUGCAGGUGGACGGCAAGCGUGUGGCGCUGCCCUUCCAGCUGGACUCGCUCCUACGCGUGUACGUGAGCGGCGUCGACGUAGUGGUGACCGCGGCCAACGGGCUCUCCCUGGCUUUCGACGGAAACAGCUUGGUGCGCCUGCACGUGCCGGCGGCGUACGCGGGCGCCCUCUGUGGCCUGUGCGGCAACUACAACCGGGACCCUGAGGACGACCUGCAGGCAGUGAAAGGGGACCCUGCAGGAUGGCAGGUGGGCGGUGCCGCGGGCUGCGGAGAGUGCGUGCCCGGGCCGUGCCCGACACCGUGCACCCCGGAGCAGCAGGCGCCCUUCGGCGGCCCGGACGCCUGUGGCGUGAUCACGGCUGCCGACGGCCCGCUGGCGCCCUGCCACAAACUCCUGCCCCCCGAGCCGUACUUCCAGGGCUGCCUUCUGGACGCCUGCCAGGCUCAGGGCCACCCCGGAGGCCUCUGCCCUGCCUUGGCCACCUACGUGGCAGCCUGCCAGGCCGCUGGGGCUCAGCUGGAGGAGUGGAGGCGGCCGGACUUCUGCCCCGUCCAGUGCCCUGCCCACAGCCACUACGAGCUCUGUGGUAACUCCUGCCCGGUAAGCUGCCCGAGCCUGUCGGCGCCCGAGGGCUGCGAGCCAGCCUGCCGCGAGGGUUGCGUCUGCGAUGCUGGCUUUGUGCUCAGCGGCGACACCUGUGUACCUGUGGGCCAGUGUGGCUGCCUCCAUGAAGGCCACUACUACCAGCUGGGCGAGUCCUUCUACCCAGGCCCGGAGUGUGAACGGCGCUGUGAGUGUGAGCCAGGUGGCGUGGUCAGCUGCCAGGAGGGCUCAGCAUGCAGGCCCUAUGAGGAGUGCCGGCUAGAGAACGGCGUCCAGGCCUGUCACCCUACAGGCUGUGGCCGAUGUCUGUCAAACAGGGGCAUCCAUUACAUCACCCUUGACGGGCGUGUCUAUGACCUACCUGGUUCCUGCUCCUAUGUCUUGGCCAAAGUCUGCCACCCGCAGCCUGAGGACGAGGACUUUUCCAUUGUGCUCGAGAAGGGUGCGGACAGAGACCCCCAACGCCUGCUGGUCACUGUAGAUAGCCACGUUGUCAGCCUGGCUCGAGGGCUGCAGAUCUCUGUGGAUGGGGAGACCGUGACCCUGCCCGUGGCUGUGGGCCCUGUGCGGGUGACCGCCGAGGGCCGGAACCUGGUUCUGCAGACGGCCAAGGGGCUGCGGCUGCUUUUUAAUGACGAGGCCCACAUCCUCAUAUCCAUCCCGAACCCCUUCCGCGGCCGGCUCUGUGGCCUCUGUGGGAACUUCAAUGGCAACUGGAGCGACGACUUUGUCCUGCCCAACGGCAACGCGGCCCCCAGCGUGGAGGACUUCGGAGCCUCCUGGAGGGCGCCCAGCUCCUCCGCAGGCUGCAACGAGGGCUGUGGGGCCUCCGGGUGCCCCGUGUGCCGCGCGGAGGAGACGGCGCCCUAUGAGAGCAGCCAGGCCUGCGGGCGGCUGCAGGACGCCCAGGGCGCCUUCCAGACCUGCCACGCGGUGGUGAGCCCCUCCGAGUACUUCCGCCAGUGCGUGUACGACAUGUGCGCCCAAAAGGGAGACAGCGCAGUCCUCUGCCGCAGCCUGGCAGCCUACACCGCUGCCUGCCAGGCGGCCGGCGUGGCCCUGGAGCCCUGGAGGACGGACAGCUUCUGCCCUCUCCAGUGUCCCGCCCACAGCCACUAUUCCAUCUGCACGCGCUCCUGCCAGGGCUCCUGUGCCGCUCUCUCGGGCCUUACAGGCUGCACCACCCGCUGCUUUGAGGGCUGUGAGUGUGAUGACCACUUCCUGCUCUCCCACGGAGUUUGCAUCCCUACCCAAGACUGCGGCUGCGCCCAUGACGGCCGGUACCUGCCGGUGAACUCCUCCCUGCUGACCUCAGACUGCAGUGAGCGCUGCUCCUGUUCCUCAACCACCGGCCUCACAUGCCAGACAGCCGGCUGCCCCGAAGGCCGCGAAUGUGAGGUCCAGGCCGGGGCCCGGGACUGCUGGAACCCUCGUGGGCUCUGUUCCCUCUCUGCAGAUGCCAACCUCACCUCCUUUGAUGGAGCCCCCAUUGCCAUCAGCUCCCCUGGCGUCUACGAGCUCUCUUCCCUCUGUCCAGGACAACAGGAGACUACACCCUGGUACCGUGUGGUCACAGACACCCAGCCCUGCCAUGGCGAGGCUGAAGGCCCGGGCCUGGCCCACAUCUUCUUCCAGGAUGGGUUGGUCACGGUGACCCUGAACCAGGGCGUGUGGGUGAAUGGUCGCCAAGUGGAUCUCCCAGCCGAGGUAUUAACAUCUGUGUCCGUGAGUCGGACACCUGAUGGCUCUGUGCUAGUCCAGCAGAAGGCAGGGGUCCAGGUGCGGCUUGGGACCAACAGGCAGCUGGCUAUAAUGGUCAGUGAUGACCACGCUGGAAUACUGUGUGGGGCCUGUGGAAACUUUGACGGAGAUCGGACCAAUGAUGGGCAUGACUCCCAGGGGAAGCCGGCGUUGGAGAGCUGGAGAGCACAGGACUUCUCCCCAUGGUGAGGGAUGUAGCACAGAAGCCAGGCUUCUUGGGGCAGGGACAGCUGCGUCCUCAUGGGAAGGGGGCAGUCAGGGUGGGUGCUCAGUCUGCAAGAGGAGGUGCUAAGUGUCUUUGUCUUGCAGCCACAGCUGAUGAGUCAUCCACCAGGAAUGCAGACUUCAGGACCUGAUCCCUUGGAGGCUGCAGUGGUCGAAAGAUACACUGUGUACCCCACCCUGCUCCACCCCUUUGCUGAGCCAGUGAGGGCCAGUGUGAGAGCACUGAAUAAAUGUCUUAU